Eruca vesicaria subsp. sativa (arugula) is the source of this 2266-nucleotide messenger RNA. Lineage: Eukaryota; Viridiplantae; Streptophyta; Magnoliopsida; Brassicales; Brassicaceae. The record is from the annotation of a GenBank genome assembly.
AUGCUCACGAGAUCAAAACUUGCUCUCCGCUUGAGCAAACGAUCACACUCCCGUCACCGUGGGAGAAGCUUCUCCGAUUCAACCAACGAAUGGGAGAAGCUUCUCAAACCCUACGAUCUCGACACACUCAAGAACACACACCCCAAGAUCACACCUUCACAGCUCUGCAACCUCCUCGAGCUCCCUCUCGACGUCCCCACAUCACUUGCUCUCUUCUCAUGGACAGCCUCCCAAACCGGUUACAAACACUCCUUCGAAACCUACCAAACCCUAAUCCGCAAACUCGGAUCCGAAUCAGAGUUUGCCACAAUAGAUAAACUCUUACUCCAGAUGAAACAAGACGGACUCUGUUUUAAAGAAUCGGUUUUCAUCUCGAUAAUGAGAGAUUACGGCAGGUCUAAUCUCCCCGGACAGACGACGAGGUUGUUGCUAGAGAUGAGGAACGUGUUCUCCUGCGAACCCAGUUUCAAAUCUUACAACGUUGUGUUGGAAGUUUUGGUUUUUAGCGGGUGUUAUAAAGUUGCAGCUAACGUGUUCGACGAUAUGCUUAGCAGAAGAAUCCCACCGACGCUUUUCACUUUCGGCGUUGUGAUGAAAGCGCUUUGCGCUGUUAACGAGGUUGAUUCGGGUUUGGCUUUGCUUAGAGACAUGACGAAGCAUGGGUGUGUGCCUAACUCGGUGAUUUACCAGACGCUUAUACAUUCUUUGUCGAAGUGUAGGAGAGUUAACGAGGCGCUUCAGCUUCUUGAGGAGAUGCUUUUGAUGGGUUGUGUGCCUGAUGCUGAGACGUUUAAUGAUGUUAUACUCUGUUUAUGUAAGUUUGAGAGGAUUAACGAAGCUGCGAAGAUGGUUAAUAGGAUGUUGAUGAGAGGGUUUGGUCCUGAUGAUAUAACGUAUGGUUAUUUGAUGAAUGGGUUGUGUAAGAUAGGGAGGGUUGAUGCUGCUAAAGAUUUGUUUAGUAGAGUUCCGAAGCCGAGUAUUGUGAUAUUCAACACUCUUGUUCAUGGGUUUGUGAGUCAUGAUAGGCUUGAUGAUGCUAAAUCUCUUUUGUCUGAGAUGGUAAGGUGUCAUGGUUUAGUUCCUGAUGUUGUCACGUUUAACUCGUUGAUUUAUGGUUACUUGAAGAAGGGUCUUGUAGGGUUAGCUUUAGAGGUUUUUGGGGAUAUGAGGAGUAAAGGAUGUAAGCCUAAUGUAUUCUCUUAUACAACCUUCUUUGAUGGUUACUGUAAACUAGGAAGGAUAGAUGAAGCAUUCAAUGUUCUGAAAGACAUGUCUGAUGAUGGGUUGAAACUCAACACUGCUGGUUAUAACUGUUUGAUAUCUGCUUUAUGUAAAGAACAUCGAAUCUCCGAAGCCGUCGAGGUUUUCAAAGAGAUGCCGAGGAAAGGGUGUAAACCUGAUGCGUAUACAUUCAAUACAAUGAUAUCUGGACUCUGUGAGGUUGAUGAGAUUGAACAUGCUUUGUGGUUACAUAGAGACAUGAUAUCAGAAGGUGUUGUUGCCAACACAGUUACUUACAAUACUCUGAUCAAGGCGUUUUUAAGAAGAGGUGAGAUCAAAGAAGCUCGUAAGUUAGUUAAUGAGAUGGUUUUCCAGGGGUCACCUCUUGAUGAGAUAACCUACAAUGGUUUGAUAGAAGGUCUCUGCAGAGCAGGGGAGGUUGAUAAGGCGAGAAGCUUGUUUGAGAAGAUGUUAAGAGAUGGACUUGUACCAAGCAACAUCUCCUGUAACAUACUUAUAAACGGGUUAUGUAGAAACGGGAAGGUGGAAGAAGCGGUUGAGUUCCAGAAAGAGAUGGUUCAUAGAGGAAUAACACCGGACAUUGUGACGUUUAAUAGUUUGAUUAAUGGUCUGUGUAGGGCUGGUAGGAUUGGAGAUGGUGUGGCUAUGUUUAAGAAGCUUCGGGAUGAAGGGAUAACGCCUGAUACGGUGACGUAUAAUACUUUGAUGAGUUGGUUAUGUAAAGGAGGUUUUGUUGAGGAUGCUUGUUUUCUUCUGGAAGAAGGUAUUGAAGAAGGGUUUGUUCCGAAUUGUAGAAGUUGGUCCAUUUUGUUGAGGAGUCUUGUUCCUCAAGAAACAUUAGAUAGACAGAGAAUUUAUGAAGUUGUUCUCUGAAUCCUAAAUGAUUAAGAGAGAAGCUUGUUCAGUUAAUUCAUUGUAUGUGUGUAUUGUUUUUCUCUUUGUCACCAACAUUAUAGUUGUCAUUCAUUACAAUUCCAUUGGGCUACUAUUUAAGGCCUUAGAGCACAUGUUUAAUGAAAAAUCG